GUUUUGAUCCCUCUUGUUGAAAUCCCAGAUCCUGGCGCGGCGGGGCGAGGCGAAUCUGAAGCUUUGGCGCUUAGCUUUGCAUAACAAUGUAGAGCUUUGCAUAACCAAGGCACGCAGGCAUUUAAAGGCACCGCCUGCCUCAGGCCCCAGACCUUGUGGUUAUUUUCACGCAGACCGACCUUUUGGAAUGAUGCCCUUAAUGCGGGCUCCCCUCCUGAUGGCCCUGGGCUUGCUUUUCGCUGGCUCUGAGGCCUUUGGAAGGAUCUUAAAGAAACAGCCACUUCGGUUCAGUAGCUUUUCCUGGGAGAACUGUGACGAGGGGAAGGACCCUGUGGUGAUCAAAAGCCUGACUGUGGAACCUAACCCCAUUGUAGAUCUUGGAAAAGUGACUGUCAGUGCCAAGACCCAGACGAGUGUCACCCUCAAUGCUCCUCUGAAGGUGGAAUUAACUGUGCAGAAGGAAAUGGCUGGCUUCUGGGUCAAAGUCCCGUGUUUGGAACAACUCGGUAGCUGUACCUAUGAAGACAUAUGUAAUAUAUUUGACAGUUUUGUUCCUCCUGGAGCGUCCUGCCCAGAGCCCCUGCAUACCUAUGGGCUUCCCUGCCACUGUCCCUUCAAAGAAGGCGCAUACUCACUGCCCAAGAGUGUCAUCACCCUCCCCCACCUGGACCUGCCCAGCUGGCUCAGUACCGGGAACUACCGCAUCCAGAACAUCCUAAGCAGCGGCAGGAAACGUCUGGGCUGUUUCAAGAUCGAAGUCUCUCUUGACACAUAAUGUGGCACCAGCUACAGCAGGAUGAAGGGGUGUGAGGAAGGCAUCCUCGUUCCUCUGUCUUGCAUUUGCCAAGGCCAAAUUUCGAUUCUCUUUCCCCAUUCAAGCCCCUUUCCACAGUGAUGCCACUACCCUUGCCGAAAAUCAUUUUGUGUCACCUGCAUUUUAGGCAUGGACAAGCAUCCCUAACCUGAGGGAGGAUAAGCUUGGUGGUUCUUAAUAGCCCAGGACAUCGACCGGGCUGGCCACUUUCUUUUCCUCCUGACCCCUGUGGCUUUCUCUCUAAUAGCUUAACUCAUUUUCCAAACAGUCAAGGAAUAGGACCAAUGUUUUUUGUUAACCCAAGUUCAGACUGACCCAGGCUUGCUCUUUAUGAUUCCCUUAUUAAAUUUUUUUGGUCACUGACUUAAAAGUCAGAGUAUUAACAGUUUUCAUUUUACUCCAACCCCCAACUUGGAAUGAAGGGCCUGAAGUAGUUGAUCUCAGUCUAUUUCUCCAUUAACUUCUAUGAUUAAUUUAGUGCUCUUUUAGAUUUUCCCAAUUAACAGUGGGGCACAGUGUAUCCUAAAGAGGCAGAGCGUGUGGUGGGGGGCUUCACUGGGAGAGAGAGUUAAGAAUGCUCUAUGUGUUUAAGAUAGUUUACAUACUCAGGUGCCUGUGAGGCCCAGCCUGAGACAUAAAUGAGUGACGAGGACAAGGAA
Molecule: messenger RNA, 1473 nt
Organism: Pteropus alecto (black flying fox)
Lineage: Eukaryota; Metazoa; Chordata; Mammalia; Chiroptera; Pteropodidae
Gene: GM2A
Product: GM2 ganglioside activator
Exons: 4
Coding region: 188-775 (195 amino acids)
Biological process (GO): lipid transport; ganglioside catabolic process
Cellular component (GO): cytoplasmic side of plasma membrane
Molecular function (GO): lipid carrier activity; enzyme activator activity
Source: RefSeq, a predicted model, not a curated record